Molecule: messenger RNA, 1765 nt
Organism: Saccostrea cuccullata (small rock oyster)
Lineage: Eukaryota; Metazoa; Mollusca; Bivalvia; Ostreida; Ostreidae
Product: methionine--tRNA ligase, mitochondrial-like
Exons: 12
Coding region: 51-1730 (559 amino acids)
Biological process (GO): methionyl-tRNA aminoacylation
Molecular function (GO): methionine-tRNA ligase activity; ATP binding
Source: RefSeq, a predicted model, not a curated record
UGUCUGCGCCCUUGAGAAAAAUCACACGAAUUUGGAGAAAAUCAUGUUUUAUGCGAAAAUGGAUGCGUUCGAAUAGAAGUGGAAUAGAGUGGCUGCAGAUAUAUUCAAAUAAUUAUCAAAUUUUUCCUUUUACAAAAUCAUAUUGCACAAAUCCUGGUCCACAACCUGGUGCAAACGAGAAGGUGUACAUAACAACACCUAUCUUUUAUGUUAACGCUGCACCCCACAUAGGACACCUUUAUACAGCGCUGCUAGCAGAUGCAAUGGCCAGGUUUCACAGACUUCAUGAAAAGGAAGUUAUAUUUUCAACUGGAACUGAUGAACAUGGACUGAAGAUUCAGACUUCUGCAGAUAAACACAAUAAAACUCCAAGGUUGUAUUGUGAUGAAAUAUCUGGCAAAUUCAAGGCAUUGUUUGACAGGGCAGGUGUAUCAUACAGUCAUUUCAUAAGAACAACAGAUGAAACACACCAAAAAGCUGUUGAAAAUUUAUGGACAACACUAGUAAAGAAAGGCUUCAUCUAUAAAGGGAAGUAUGAAGGCUGGUACUCGAUAUCAGACGAGGAAUUCCUAAGUGAAGAGGAGGUCUGUGAUCAGAAAAUGGAGUCCGGGGAAAACCAGAAGGUGUCGGUCAUCAGUGGGCAUCCAGUGGUGUGGAUGUCCGAGGAAAACUACAUGUUUAGACUGACCGACUUCAAGAAACAGCUGAUUGACUGGCUCAACACUGGAGUGAUAUACCCAGAAGAGAAGAGAUCCCAGGUAGACUUAGCUCUGAGGAAUCUAUACGAUUUGUCUGUGUCUCGGAGCAGCUCCAGGUUAUCCUGGGGAAUUCCUGUCCCUGGGGACUCCUCUCAAACCAUUUAUGUGUGGUUGGAUGCCCUGAUGAACUACCUGACAGUAGUGGGAUACCCUGGUUCCCUGCAGAGCUGGCCACCAGACUACCAGAUAGUGGGCCAGGAUAUACUCAAGUUCCAUGCUAUUUAUUGGCCAGCUUUCUUGUUAGCUGCAGAUUUAGAGUUACCCAAACAGAUUGUUUGUCAUGCCCACUGGACUGUUGAUGGGUACAAGAUGUCAAAAAGCAGGGGCAAUGUGGUGGAUCCAGAGGAGCGUAUGGACAGAUUGACUGAGGCAGGAUUCCGAUACUUCCUGCUCAGAACUGGGACAGUGUUUACUAAUUGUAAUUAUAAUGAUGAUGUUGCAAAAGACAUUAUAAAUGCUGAGAUUGUGAACACAUAUCUAAAUCUCCUGUCCAGAACUUCGUCAACAUCUAUAAACAAACAGACUAUCUUCCCCUCCUUUAAUGAAGAGGCUUUCCUGACAUACUUCACAGAAGAAGAAAGAAACAUGUUUAAUAGCUUACCAAAUUUAAUAGAGAUUUGUAAUUAUCAUUACAAGGGCUUAUUGUGUCACAAAGUAUCGGAAGCCAUUUUUGAAUACCUCCGAUGGAGUAAUAAACUGUUUAAUGACCACGAGCCAUGGCGACUGUGUAAGGACCCAGAUAGUGAGAGCCAUGUACGCUGUGUGCUACAUCUGAACAUGGAGACAAUGCGAGUGUGCUCAAUUCUGUUACAACCGCUGAUUCCAGAUAUAGCCAAUCAAGUGUUGGACAGAUUGGGGAUCAGUGAGGGACACAGACUGAUCAGACAUUGUAAGGAGAGGAGACAAGGUCACAGAGAGAGGGACCACCCUCUUAGUCUACAGAAAACUCAUAUCAUGCAGAGAAUUAAAUAACAAAUAGAGCACCGAUUAAACACUGUAAAAUCAAA